UACAAGAAGAGGCUGUCCAAGACUUGAGAUGAAGAAGUCCGAAAGAAUGAGUAGAAUAAAAACCAGAAAGCGGAUCCAACACCAACAAUUAGCAAUCCGAAACCCCAACUCGGAGACCCUUUUUGCUGUAAUCUUGGCAGCCCUUUAUUCUUCUUCUGAUAACGAGUCCUACUCCUCUCGUAAUUUUCACCUCAUCAACCAUUGUCUAAAUCGACUUCAUCGCUCUCUUCCCCAAUACCUAUCUCCCCCAAUUCUCUCCUUGCUUCCUAUCCUUCUCAACUCCAAGAGUGAUGAAAUUGCUUGUAAAAGUGCUGAGCUUGUUGGAGCUGCAUCACUCAUUUCGAUCGAAAUGAAUGAAAUGAUUGCUUUAGAAGAUGGGAUAAUAAUGGGGUUGAUCAAUUUGAUGCUGGGAAGUUCAAGUAGGGAUGUAUCCGUUGCUGCCUGUAACGCAACUCUGGAUCUUUUGACCACCUCCAUUGGAAGACAAAGGCUGCUACAUUUCUCAGUCCUUGAGAAGCUUAUUGUUUGUUUCAUUCAGGAAUAUAAGCCAUUUCCUGCUGUUGUUUCUCUCUUUAGUGACCUGAAAGGCAGUGGAAGCUGCCUGCGAAUGGUGUUUGAGGAUGAAGAAUACACUGUGCUGCUAUUUCAUGCUACUCUUGUGCUCAUCAAUUCCUGUACAACUAAACAACUGCAGGAUAUUCCAGGAAACCUUUCUAAAAGUUUCAUCAACCACUUGAAAAGAUUGUGGGAAGAAGUACAUUGUAUGAUCUUAUGUUGUACUUCUUUGAAUUACAGUCAGGAAAGACAUUUUUGUGUAAGUAAUAUUGGAACAAAUGAUCUGGCAGAAAGUAUUUUCAGGCUUUCAAUAGGUAACAAUCAAGUUGAAGAACAUUCAAAUGUCAAAGAAAUUAUGAGAAGCAUUUUCCCUUUGGGGGAGGUUGAUUUUCAACAAUUUAUAUUAGACUACUGGGAGAUGUCACCUUUACUGAUUAAAGGCUCAUUGAAGGAUUCCCUCAAGCAAGGCAAUAUUUUUGGCUGUCUUGUUGAAUGUUUUCAAUCAAAAGAAAUUCCUUCUUUUCUUCUGUCUAUGCUGAAGAAGCUGACUUCUUGUCCGCCAAUAGAGUCAGAUGAACUCAAUGUCCAUCAUUUCUUGGAGGAGGCGAGAGAUAAUCUUGGUUGUCCAAUAAUCUACGAACAGGAUAUUCGUGUUGUAAGAACGCAUUACUCAGAGGAGUUGGAUUAUUCUUUCAGGCAAUCGGGCUCUAGCAGAUCUGAAGCUCAUUUUUUCAAUGUCAAUGAUAUGCUAGAAUGUGAGGAAGCAUAUAAUAGUGGCUACACAAUUGCUCUGCGUGGUAUGGAGUUCCGAUUUGAAAGUAUAGCUGCAAUUGCAGAUGGCUUAGCAGCGCUCUUUGGCCAACCAUCGGCAGGUGUGAAUAUGUACUUAACACCUCCACACUCGCAAGGAUUAUCUUGCCAUAGUGAUGAUCAUUGUGUUUUUGUGUGCCAACUUGGAGGGGUAAAGGAGUGGAACAUUUUUCCCCGAUCAAGUUUGCAGUUACCACGCCUGUAUCAAAGUAAUGGUAAUUGGCCUGAUUCUGAUCCUGAAAAUCAAGCAGUAAAUGGAAAGCUGCAGUUCCUGCUUAAAGAAGGUGAUGUUCUGUAUAUUCCUAGAGGUUUCCCUCAUGAAGCGCGUGCAACCAUUGAUGAAGAUGGGUCAGCUAGAUUCUCCUUGCACCUCACUCUGGCUAUUGAGGUUGAGCCUCCAUUUGCAUGGGAAGGUUUCGUCCGUGUUGCACUCAAUCAUUGGUGUGAGAAACAGGGAGGACCUCAGCGACAAUUCAGUGAUUCGAUGUCUUGGAGUCUAUAUAUUACGUCAGUGAACCUGCUGCAUGUUGCAAUCAAGUUGAUAGGUGAUAAUGACUCAACAUUUCGGAAGGCUUGCUUGGUUGGGCAGAUUUCUUUGUCAACAGUGACUGAGGGAUGGCUCAGUAUGAACCAGAGGAUGAUUUUCAAUUAUCUGACGAGUAGGAUCAAUACCGAGUCAAGGUUUUCAGAUUUUCUUGAGUUUUUGGAAACAGCUGUUCAGAAACAUGAAGAUUUUUUCCAGCAACUAAGAUGGCUGCAGCAUCUUACCAUGGAGAGGGACUCAUCACAUGGAUCGUGUAUUUCCUCAACUGACACCAGAACUAUUUUGCACUUUUGCAUGCGGCACAAGGACAUUGUAGAAGAUGCAUUUUUGCUGGUUAAAUCCAAGUUCUGUGCUGAAGUUUUAUUUGAGGAUGUUGAACCAAACUAUAAGAUGCUGCUUGAGAGAUACAAGAGAGCAAGGCAGCAGUAUACAAAAGGGAUGCUUUCGCUCCAUUUGACCAGUUGAUAAAACGUGAAACCUAGCUGUGA
Messenger RNA from Coffea eugenioides, 2397 nucleotides. RefSeq lists its product as uncharacterized. Gene Ontology annotation, cellular component: nucleolus. Gene Ontology annotation, molecular function: histone H3K4 demethylase activity; histone H3K36 demethylase activity. Lineage: Eukaryota; Viridiplantae; Streptophyta; Magnoliopsida; Gentianales; Rubiaceae. The transcript has 4 exons. The record is from RefSeq and is a predicted model, not a curated record. The coding region runs from base 29 to 2374 and encodes 781 amino acids.